Prosopis cineraria is the source of this 3370-nucleotide messenger RNA. Its product is annotated as general transcription and DNA repair factor IIH helicase subunit XPD. Lineage: Eukaryota; Viridiplantae; Streptophyta; Magnoliopsida; Fabales; Fabaceae. Gene Ontology annotation, cellular component: nucleus. Bases 904 to 3183 code for a protein of 759 amino acids. Gene Ontology annotation, biological process: nucleotide-excision repair; transcription by RNA polymerase II; positive regulation of mitotic recombination. The transcript has 13 exons. The record is from RefSeq and is a predicted model, not a curated record. Gene Ontology annotation, molecular function: ATP binding; DNA helicase activity; damaged DNA binding.
UGUUUCGACAUUUUUUGCUGCCGACCCGAGUCAGGGUGCAAGUCCCGAUCCGCCGUUGCUUCUUCAGCCUCGUCCCCUCCCAGCUCCAUAGCCUUUGCUCCUUCUUCGUGUUCCUGCCUCGUGCUUCAGCUGGCUCUAGCUUCUCGCCUCUGCUUAUGCUUUGUGUGCUUCUCGCUGACCUUCCCUUCGUGCUUCGUGAUCGUGAGUUCGUGUGCUUCUGCCUUCUUGCUCUAGGUUCGUCGCCUCUCCAAUUGUUCUUGACUUUGCUGUUCUGUCAUUGGAAUUCGAAGCAUAAUGUGCCUCCCAAAAGCGAGGGAUUGCUCUUUGAAGUGUCAGUAUAUUUUUAACGGAAAUUAUUUGAGUGUGAUUGGCUGUGGGGAGAGACUAUGGUCUUGCUGAAAUUAAUGUGACUUCACCGGCCUUUGGAUACUUCUAUUGCAAAAGUGAAGAAUUUAAAAUGAUCGACGACUUUGUGUUAGUAAGAACUAUGCUUUUUGUUCUGGAGAAUGAGGCUUUUAAUUGCCAGAUCAGUGGCUUAGCACAGUUGGUCAUUUAUAAUUUCCUAGCCUUCGUAAUUUUUUUAGUUAAUCUCAGAAGCGAUGCAUUGUAAUGCUUCCAGAGUGUUGACAACGGAAUUGUCUUGUGGGAACCUAAAGUGAAGGAACACACGCCGGGGGGUAGUGGAGAAUAGAGCAAUCGCUAGUGUGAUUCCGGGGAGCAUGGUCAAGGAAAUGCUUUGGUUGUUACUCGUAUUCCCUGAGGCUGCUUCCUCUCACAAAUCCUAAUGGAAUGACAUUGAAGGCCAAGGUGACUUGAACGGUAAAGUUGUGAAACCCUAAUAAAUCAGGGCUCUACAGUAGGCGCGUUAUCUGAUCUCAUCACUGGACUCUGAGCACCAUAACAAUGAAGUUCCCGAUAGAAGAUGUUACAGUGUACUUCCCCUAUGAUAACAUUUACCCAGAACAAUAUGCUUACAUGCUGGAGCUGAAGCGAGCUCUUGAUGCUAGGGGCCAUUGCCUCCUUGAAAUGCCAACAGGCACAGGCAAGACUAUUGCCCUCCUUUCCUUGAUCACCAGCUACACUCUCUCCAAACCCCAGAACCCAGUUAAGCUUGUCUAUUGUACUCGCACUGUCCAUGAGAUGGAGAAGACUCUUGCUGAACUCAAAUUACUCCACAAUUACCAGCUUCAGCAUCUGGGUCCCUCUGCCAAGAUCUUGGCUGUGGGAUUGUCUUCAAGGAAGAAUCUCUGUAUCAAUCCCAGGGUUUUGGCAGCGGAGAAUCAGGACUCAGUUGAUGCUGGCUGUCGCAAAUUGACUGCAAGCUGGGUCAGAGCAUUGGCGGCUGAGAACCCAAGAAUCCCCACUUGUGAGUUCUUUGAGCAGUAUGAGAGGGCCGGUUCUUCUGCAGUUUUGCCGCCUGGAGUUUAUACCUUACAGGAUCUGAGAGCAUUUGGGAAGGAGAAAGGGUGGUGCCCAUACUUUUUGGCACGACAUAUGGUUCAAUUUGCAAAUGUCGUGGUCUACAGUUAUCAAUAUUUGCUUGAUCCUAAAGUGGCUAGCAUAAUAUCUAAGGAGAUGCAGAGAGAGUCUGUUGUUGUUUUUGAUGAGGCUCACAAUAUUGAUAAUGUCUGUAUUGAAGCGCUUAGUGUGAGUGUCAGGAGGCAGACUAUUGAAGGUGCUAGAAGAAAUCUCCAUAAGAUGAAUCAGGAAAUUGACAAGUUCAAGGCCACUGACGCAGGUAGACUACGUGCUGAAUACAACAGGCUUGUUGAGGGCUUGGCUCUAAGAGGAGACCUACCUGCUACGGAUGGUUGGCUUGCAAAUCCAGCUUUGCCUGAUGAUAUUCUAAAGGAGGCUGUACCAGGCAACAUUCGCCGAGCUGAGCAUUUUCUUCAUGUUUUACGUAGAUUUGUUCAAUAUCUUGAAGGGCGCCUUGAAACUGAGAAUUUGGAGAAGGAAAGCCCUGUAGCCUUUGUUACCUCUAUUAUGAAUCAUGCUGGAAUUGACCAAAAAACACUCAAGUUCUGUUAUGAUCGCCUGCAUUCAUUGAUGUUGACACUGGAAAUUACAGAUACUGAUGAAUUUCUACAUAUCCAAACUAUAUGUGAUUUUGCCACACUUGUUGGCACAUACGCUCGUGGUUUUUCCAUUAUAAUUGAACCUUUUGAUGAGAGAAUGCCACAUAUUCCAGAUCCUGUGUUGCAGCUUUGCUGCCAUGAUGCUUCUCUUGCGAUAAAGCCUGUUUUUGAGCGAUUUCAGUCAGUUGUGAUUACAUCUGGCACUCUCAGCCCAAUAGAUCUAUACCCUCGUCUUCUGAAUUUCAACCCAGUUGUCAGUCGAAGUUUCACAAUGUCCCUAACAAGAGAUUGCAUAUGCCCCAUGGUUCUUACACGGGGCAGUGAUCAGCUCCCUGUCAGUACCAAAUUUGAUAUGAGAAGUGACCUUGGGGUAGUAAGGAAUUAUGGGAGGCUACUGUUGGAGAUGGCUUCAGUUGUUCCAGAUGGAAUUGUAUGUUUCUUUGUCAGCUACUCAUAUAUGGAUGGAAUAGUCAAUAGCUGGAAUGAAAAUGGAAUUUUGAAGGAAAUAAUGCAACACAAGCUUGUUUUUAUUGAGACUCAAGAUGUGGUAGAAACUACAUUGGCUCUUGAUAACUACCGCAAGGCUUGUGAUUGUGGAAGAGGUGCUGUCUUUUUCUCUGUUGCUAGGGGGAAAGUUGCUGAAGGUAUAGAUUUUGAUAGACAUUAUGGCAGACUUGUGAUCAUGUUUGGUGUACCUUUCCAAUAUACAUUAAGCAAAAUUUUGCUAGCACGCCUAGAAUAUCUACGUGAUACUUUUCAAAUCAAGGAAGGAGAUUUUCUGACUUUUGAUGCCUUGAGACAAGCUGCUCAAUGUGUAGGCCGUGUUAUUCGGUCGAAGGCUGAUUACGGGAUGAUGAUUUUUGCUGACAAAAGGUACAGUCGUCAUGACAAACGUUCCAAGUUGCCUGGUUGGAUACUGUCUCAUUUACGUGAAGCUCACCUGAACUUGAGCACUGACAUGGCUUUGCAUAUAGCACGUGAGUUCCUUCGGAAGAUGGCACAACCAUAUGAUAAGACUGGGGAAAGUGGCAAGAAAACUCUAUUAUCCCAACAAGACUUGGAGAAGAUGAUGCUUGAAGGUAAAAUGAACGAUGUUUUGCUUUGAGACCUUGGCCCGCCUUCAUGACCUGUUCAUUACUUUUGAAUCUGCUUGAGGGGAAGAUUUGACAGAGGAAUUGAACUGUGCCUGAUGUAUUUUUGUGUUCAAUUAAAUUAAACAGUUUUCGAGAAUCGUUGUGGACUGCAUCAAUUUUGUUUAGUGGGUGAUGAUUAAUAUAAUUUGGUUAAAAGUA